AUGCUUCGAGUCGUCUCCCGCUUUGCCGGUAGGCCACAGGUGACCGCACCCUUUGCGUCGCUCACUUCUACUGCGACUGCAACUGCAGCUACUCCCUUUACUCCUUUUACGACUACUCGGUUAUUGUCCUCUACCAGCAAGUCCAAUGAUGACAAGUACUUUCAAAGGACAUCCUUUGUGCAUCCUCUUUCUCAAGUGGUCUUGGAAUAUCUACAAGCCAAAAAGGGUGGCUGGCUGCUGCAACAAGGACUCGAUCGCCACCUUACGAUCAACCCCGAUGGUUCCUUUCAACUCCAGUACGCAAAUGAAGAUCCAAACGUGAAUCAGGCCCGAAUAUUCACCACCUAUGACCGGAUGGAAGCCAAACAUUACCUGGUAGUCCAAAAGGGUUAUUUGAAUGAACGAUACCUGCUCCAAGACAACAAGGCAUCUCCGUGGCAUGCCAAUAAAAAGUCUGUGUACGAUCGCAUCCAUGUUUCGGUGGACGAAUUGAUUCAUGCCGUCGAACGAGUGGAUGGUCUGCAACGAGAAAAGAACUUUUCAUCAAGAAAAUAG
Messenger RNA from Cylindrotheca closterium, 555 nucleotides. The record is from the annotation of a GenBank genome assembly. NCBI's taxonomy places the organism in Eukaryota, Bacillariophyta, Bacillariophyceae, Bacillariales, Bacillariaceae.